AUCAGUUGAAAUGAAUAGUUUUAGAUUUGCGGUAAUAGUUAGCAUAUUAGGAAGCAAACUUACGUUUGCUUGUGAGCCAACUGUGACAACAGUGAGUGGAACAAUAGCACCCCAACAUUUCUGUUCGGGUGAUUUGAUAUUUGAAGAAACAUUUGAUUCUCUAAAUUUAUCUAAAUGGCGACAUGAAGUUACAUUGGCCGGUGGGGGCAACUGGGAAUUUCAGUGGUACGUCACCGAUGACAUAAACUCGUACACUCAGGAAGGAAACCUUCACAUCGUACCAACCUUUACUUCAGCCAUAUUCGGGCACAAGUUCCUAUAUAGUGCCCAUGUUGUUAUACCACCAGAUGAGUGCACCAUCGAUUGGCACUACGGCUGUGAGAGACAGGGAACGCGACAGAAUAUCAUAAAUCCGAUUAGAAGUGCUCGAGUGGAUACAAUGAAUUCAUUUUCAUUCAAAUACGGAUCCGUAGAAAUUCGUGCAAAGAUGCCGGAAGGUGACUGGUUAUGGCCGGCACUGUGGAUGAUGCCCACGGAGAGUGUUUACGGUGACUGGCCAGUUUCUGGUGAAAUUGAUAUUAUGGAAAUGAGAGGAAAUAAAGCAUUGUAUGCUGAUGGUGGACAUGUUGGUAAUCAGCAAUGUUCGAGUACGGUUCACUUUGGACCGUCUGAUCGUGUGAAGAAUGAGUGGCCACUAGCACAUUUUGCGAGGAACCAAAAUCAACCAUUCAGUGACAACUUUCACACAUACAAACUCACAUGGACUCCAGAAGGACUGGCAUUUUCGGUCGAUGAUAUUGUGACCGGAAAGAUUAACCCGGAAAAUGGAUUUUGGUAUUAUGGAGGUUUUGAAUCUAGUGGACUGCAAAAUCCCUGGCAAAAUGCAACGCUGCUAGCUCCAUUUGACCAAGAAUUUCAUAUUAUUCUGAAUUUGGCUAUCGGCGGCACUAAUUUCUUUGCUGACUCAUUUGUAAACGUACCAUUUCCAAAGCCAUGGUUGAAUACUUCUCCACGUCCUAGAGCUGAUUUUUGGGAAAACAGAAGGUUUUGGGAUCCAACAUGGGAUAGAGAUAGUUCAGACCAGUCCCACCUUCAAGUUGAUUAUGUUCGAGUUUGGGCAUUGUAGAAACGAAAUUAGAUUGAAUAUUGCAGA
Molecule: messenger RNA, 1153 nt
Organism: Bradysia coprophila
Lineage: Eukaryota; Metazoa; Arthropoda; Insecta; Diptera; Sciaridae
Product: beta-1,3-glucan-binding protein-like
Biological process (GO): carbohydrate metabolic process
Molecular function (GO): hydrolase activity, hydrolyzing O-glycosyl compounds
Source: RefSeq, a predicted model, not a curated record